AUGGCCAGAGGUGGCGCCACACGGCGUCCCCCCAGGAGCCACGGGGACCCUGAACCGGGCGCGCCCCGGCCCGCCGCGACCGCCGCCGCGGCAGCGCGGCGCGGUCGGCGCAGUUGGUGGCAUCAGCUUCCCGCACCCUUGACGCGCUUCAUGCCCGCAAGCCCCGGGACCCUGCUUCUCUGGGUGACCUUCAUCAGCUUCCUGGUAUACUUCUCAUGGCCGUAUGUGGAGUUUCGUUUGGCGAAGCGCGGGAUGGAACGCUCAGUGACGCCACUUGAUGCGCCCCUGAUGAUGGAUCUUCCUCAGUUCCAAGGCGAACAUCAGGAGAGCUUGUAUUGGGGAACUUACAGGCCGAACUUAUAUCUGGGAAUUCGUGCUAGAACCCCACGAUCUCUCUUAGCUGGGUUGAUGUGGCUUGACAUGAGAAAUGGACAAUAUUCUCUUCGUCACACUUGCCAAGAUUUUGAUAAGCUUAUCAAGCAUGGGUGGGAGGCUCACAAUGGCAGGGACUAUGGACGUCAAGAGUUGAUUGAUCAUGCUUUACGUUUGACCACUAGCUUCCUCAAAGAGAAAGGAGAGGGAAGUGGCUACGGUGGAGAUUGGGUUGUUCGACUGGACGCACAGGACAAGAGGUCAAGUUUAAGUGAAGCCCAACAAAGCGCAACACAUCUAUUCUUCUAUAUUGCCGACGAAGAUAGAAAUUUGAUCACUGUGGGCUCACAUGAGACUUAUUUAAGUGGUCAUGCUCUUUUGGCGUUUGGGUUACAUGACGAUAUUGGUGGCUGGGAGCUCCAUUUGGGAUCUAAGGACAAUGUGGAAAUUCACAGAGCUGGGUUCCAGUCGAUCAACAUGCAUGAACUAACUGAUCUUGUUGAGCAAACACUAAGGAAAAAUGAAAUGCAAACUGGGAACCUUAACCUACCAGACAUGAUUGAAGACUCUUCAAAUAUAAUGAUCUAUCAGGUUUCCAUAAAACUUCCUGCCAUAAUAGACAUAGUGUUCUUGUCAGGAGCUGGCUUAGACAAUUCAAUGAUUGCAGAGCGUGUUAAAAGGCUGACAGGUCCCAUGCUGAGCAUGCGCCUUGAAUCAAAACAGAAGCAUUUUGAAGAGAGAUACAAUCACAUUUUCAAUGUCAAUAAUAAGAUCCUAUCCAAAGAACUAUCUGUUGGUAGAGUCGCCUUGUCAAGUCUUCUUGGUGGUAUCGGCUACUUCUUCGGGCAGUCAAAAAUUGCAUUCCCAAAAAGUUUCAUUCAAAAAUAUGGCGAUAAACAUAUUCCAUAUUGGCCUGCAGCGCUAUAUACAGCCGUCCCAAGUCGCUCAUUCUUCCCUAGGGGAUUCCUGUGGCACGAGGGCUUCCAUCAGUUAGUCAUUUGGCGCUGGGAUGCUCAGAUAUCCAUGGAUAUAAUUGGUCAUUGGUUAGAUCUAAUUAAUGCAGAUGGAUGGAUUCCAACAGACCAAAUCUUAGGAGCUGAAUCAUUAAGCCUAGUACCCGAGAAGUUUGUUCUGCAGGACCCUUCCAAUGGAAACCCUCUGACCUUAUUUCUUGCGAUACAUGACAUGGCAAGUGGCAUGCGUGCAAACCAGUUUUCGGGUGAGGAAGCUGAAAAAAUUUCCACUUUCCUUGAAAGGGCUUAUGUACGGCUGAAUUCUUGUUUUCAGUGGUUCAACAGUAGACAAUCUGGGAAGUAUGAAGGGACUUUUUUUUGGCAUGGAAGAGAUAGUAUAACGAUACGGGAGUUGAACCCAAAGACAUCGACAUCUGGUUUGGAUGACUAUCCUCGUGCGUCUCACCCUAAUGAUGAUGAACGCCAUGUUGAUCUUCGAUGUUGGAUGCUUCUUGCUACAAAAUGUAUGCGGUUAAUUGCAGAAUUGCUUAAAAUGGACACCUAUCUUGAGAAGGAUUACUAUAAUCUGUCAAUUCAACUUUCGGAUUUUGGGACCCUUAACAAGAUGCACUUGGAUGUUAAAAGUGGUGGCUAUUUUGAUUAUGGUAAACAUACAGAAAAGGUUCGGUUGAGAUGGUAUGAAUUAGAAGGUAAGUAUGCCAUGAGACGGGUACUUUUAAGAGAGACAUUACAGCCUCAUCUGCAAUUAGUACCCCAUGUUGGUUAUGUCAGCCUUUUCCCCUUCAUGAUGGGGGCCAUUCCACCAGAAUCAUGGGUUCUUGAGAAGCAGCUGGACAUCAUAUCUGAUAGGUCUAUCUUGUGGACGGAUUAUGGCAUUCGGUCACUUUCUAGAACAAGUUCAAUGUACAUGAAGCGUAAUAUGCCACAUGCUGCUCCGUCUUGGAGAGGUCCAAUUUGGAUAAACAUGAACUACAUGAUUCUUUCGGCACUUCAUCACUACUCACACGCGGACGGCCCGUACAUGGGCAGGGCAGGUGAGCUGUAUGAUGAACUAAGAUCGAACCUGAUUCGGAAUAUUGUGCAUAAUUACCAUGAGACAGGCUUCUUCUGGGAGAAGUAUGACCAGAAGAACAGAGGCAAGGGGAAGGGCGCGAGGUCAUAUACAGGAUGGAGUUCACUUAUAGUUUUGAUAAUGUCAGAGUCAUACCUUAGCAUUGCCGACUUAUCCAAUUAG
This is a messenger RNA of Triticum turgidum subsp. durum (durum wheat), 2580 nucleotides long. The record is from the annotation of a GenBank genome assembly. NCBI's taxonomy places the organism in Eukaryota, Viridiplantae, Streptophyta, Magnoliopsida, Poales, Poaceae.